Messenger RNA from Mycena indigotica, 1128 nucleotides. RefSeq lists its product as uncharacterized. The record is from RefSeq and is a predicted model, not a curated record. The transcript is spliced from 4 exons. The coding region runs from base 1 to 1128 and encodes 375 amino acids. NCBI's taxonomy places the organism in Eukaryota, Fungi, Basidiomycota, Agaricomycetes, Agaricales, Mycenaceae.
AUGCCCUUCGAUCUCUCAACGCUCUCCCUCUACCCAGCAACUCCAGAACAGACCUUAGAGGCGCGUUGCAGGACACACAAUGAAUGGGGCCGUGGCUUAACGCUCGAAGAACAUCUCACCCGCGACACAGCACAAGAGCGAUUUGAAUGUUCCAUCGAUGGGCGGUUUAUGACCUGGGUACUCGCCCCCCGGGACAAUCCGACUACGCUUGACUUCAAAUGUGCCUGCGAGACGUUUCAACGUAUUGGCACUGUCUAUAGCCCUGCUCUCGGCGCCACUGAAGACGUCGCGGGCUAUGGCAUUGCGUCGGUCUUCACCCCACAAGACAGACGCGGGCAGGGCUUUGCGACUCAUAUGAUGAGCCUGUUGCAUUGGGUCCUCGCGGACGAAACUCUGCUUCCAACGAGCGAUUUCCCCAUCGCCAAAUGGGGCGCCCCACCAAUCCAGGUUUCCGGCCUCCGGAAUGCCAGAUUCAGUACACUGUGGAGUGAUGUGGGCGACUUUUACACGAGAUGCGGGGCAGUUUCGUCAACUGGAGGAGGCUGGGUGGUCAGAGGGCAAUCUACGGCGGUCUGGGAUGUCAAAUCAAGUGCCAUAUCUGACAAUACAGACUCAGACUGGGUAUGGCUCGACGAUUCUGGCGUUGCGGAAUUAUGGGACGAAGAUACCAAAACGAUCAACCAUUCUUUAGCGGCGCGCUCAUCCCCUUCCUUCUCAUUUCAUCCCUCGCGGGGUGUCGCCGCCUUCCAGGCCCGUCGCCUCGAUAUGUACAAUGCGAGGCUCGCGAACCCACCUGACAUCUGGGGCGUAACUUCAAGUGAUCACACGACAUACGCAACAUGGGCCAUUGACCCGCGGCCUCCCGCAAAGCGCCAGCUCGUAACGCGUCUUCAGGCAGAAGCACACACCCUACCAGCAUUACUGGAAAAGAUGUUCCAGAUUGCGCGGAAGAACGGUGUCCAGUUAAUCGAAGUGUGGGGGUUGUCGAAGGACAUGGAGGAAGUUGUAAGAACGCUUGGCGCACGGGUUUUUGAGCGAGAUGAGCAUCUUCCCGCGUUUAAGUGGUACGGGAAGGAGUCCGAGGAUAAAGUGUCGUGGGCGUUCAAUGAACGGUUUUGCUGGUGCUGA